Messenger RNA from Lemur catta (Ring-tailed lemur), 2639 nucleotides. RefSeq names its product NIMA related kinase 6 (gene NEK6). The transcript is spliced from 10 exons. Gene Ontology annotation, biological process: protein phosphorylation. Gene Ontology annotation, molecular function: ATP binding; protein kinase activity. The record is from RefSeq and is a predicted model, not a curated record. Bases 305 to 1246 code for a protein of 313 amino acids. Lineage: Eukaryota; Metazoa; Chordata; Mammalia; Primates; Lemuridae.
AUCCCGAGACCAGACGGGGGUGGGCGCCAGGGCUGGGAAAGGACACGGCAGCCAGAGCCAAAGCCCUGGGUCAGGGCUCGUUUGUUCGUUCAUUUAUUCAUCUGUGCCCUCUUCCGAGGCAGCAUGGACCAAGAAAGACUUGGUUUCAAGUGUCAGUUCUGCCUGCCGCCUGCUGUGUGACCUUGGAUCCAUCGCUUAACCUGUCUGAACUUUUGUUUCCUCUGCGCGAUGCGGAUUACAGCAGCCGACGCCUGGAGUGUCUGAGGUCGAACGAGCCCGUGCCCUUGUGAGGCUGGCAUGCAGGAUGGCAGGACAGCCCAGCCACAUGCCCCAUGGAGGGAGCCCGAACAACCUCUGCCACACCCCGGGGCCUGCGCACCCUCCUGACCCACAGAGACACCCCAGCACCCUGUCUUUUCGCUGCUCGCUGGCGGACUUCCAGAUCGAGAAGAAGAUAGGCCGAGGACAGUUCAGCGAGGUGUACAAAGCCACCUGCCUGCUGGACAGGAAGACAGUGGCUCUGAAGAAGGUGCAGAUCUUUGAGAUGAUGGACGCCAAGGCCAGGCAGGACUGCGUCAAGGAGAUCGGCCUCCUGAAGCAACUGAACCAUCCAAACAUCAUCAAGUACCUGGACUCGUUUAUCGAAGACAACGAGCUGAACAUCGUGCUGGAGCUGGCCGACGCGGGCGACCUCUCGCAGAUGAUCAAGUACUUUAAGAAGCAGAAGCGGCUCAUCCCCGAGAGGACGGUGUGGAAGUACUUCGUGCAGCUGUGCAGCGCCGUGGAGCACAUGCACUCGCGUCGCGUGAUGCACCGAGACAUCAAGCCUGCCAACGUGUUCAUCACGGCUACAGGCAUUGUGAAGCUUGGUGACCUCGGUCUGGGCCGCUUCUUCAGCUCCGAGACCACCGCAGCCCACUCCCUAGUUGGGACGCCGUACUACAUGUCGCCGGAGAGGAUCCAUGAGAACGGCUACAACUUCAAGUCCGACAUCUGGUCCCUGGGCUGUUUGCUGUACGAGAUGGCAGCUCUCCAGAGCCCCUUCUAUGGGGAUAAGAUGAACCUCUUCUCCCUCUGCCAGAAGAUCGAGCAGUGCGACUACCCGCCGCUCCCCGGAGAGCACUACUCAGAGAAGUUACGAGAACUGGUCAGUAUGUGCAUCUACCCUGACCCCGACCAGAGACCUGACAUCGGAUAUGUGCACCAGGUGGCCAAACAGAUGCAUGUCUGGACAUCGAGCACCUGAGCGGAUGCACCAGGCCUUACCGAAAGCCAGCACCACCCUGCCUUGAGUCUUCUUCUCUCUGAAGUGGCUACCUGGUAGCUUAGAACAGCUAAGACAACAGGGUUCAGCAAGUUCCCCAAAAGGGGGCCCAGCUUUACAGCAGAUGCUGAAUGCAGAGCGGCCGGGGGGAGGGGCGCUGAUGGUCAGAUUCAAAAGUCCUUUCUUCAUAGUGUUGUGGACAAUCUCAGCUGGGUUCACAAGGGUAGGUGGUUCUGCGAGCCACUGAAGCCCCCCGUAUCUGGAUUGUAAUGUGAAUCUUUAGGAUAUUCUUCCAGUCACCUGUCAAGGUUUAUGCUAAUAGACUUGCAGGAGACUGUGUGAUUUGUGUAGUGAGCCUUUGAAAAUGGUUAGUACCAAGUUCAGUUUAGCUCUUAGUAUCUUUUCAAACAAUCAAGCUGUUGUGCUUAAUUUACUCUGUUGUAAAGGGAUAAAGUGGAAAUAAUUUUUUUAAGUAGAAUGGAGAUUUUGCUAAUAUUUUUAUCUACGUUUUAUAACUUGAUGAAUGACCAUGAGGAGACCCCAGCAUCUGGCACAGAACUUCUCGAGGCAAAUGGUGUUUGAAGCCAGGAGUGUUUUCCUUGCAGCCUGGUUGAGCUCAAGGCCUGAUCAGUGUUAACUGUCCUCCCCUCCAUGGGAUAUAGAAAACUUAAGGGCUCUGUCCUCAGGCUGUCCUUUACAAAUUCUGGUUCUGCAACGUCCUAGUGUGACUUUGGGCAAGUUUCUUAGCUGUUCUGAGCCUUAGUUUCCUCAUCUGUAAAAUGGGAUUAAUAGUAUCUACCUUUAGCGUUGCUGACAGAAUUUGAAAUGAAAUACGCAAGUUAGCUAACACAAUGUAGAGGACCCCAAAAUGGCAGCCCCUCUCUCCUUCACAAAACUGAAGUCCACAGACCAUGUAAGUCAAGAAUUAAAGUACAACUGUAAUAUGUAUAGGAAACCAGAAAAUGUGUUCAUUUAUUUCUUGUUCCCAAAUAGGAUUAACUGUGAAGACUAAUUUAUGAAUGUGAACUUAAGAAAACUCUGAAGGAAAUAGUUUGAAUUUUGUUUUUCUACUCAAGUUAACCCUCAAUGGUCUACGCUGUCGUCCCUGACCAGAUGACAGUUUGGCCCUCCAGAGAGCACCACUGGCGUCCUGGGCAGGCGCUUCCUCACACUCACCUGGCUGCCUACAGCAAACCCGCUGACCAGGCCUCCCUGCGAUGACCCCAGGCUGGGCCGCUGCUCUGCUGCCGCGUGUGGACUCGGUUCUACUGUGACACUGUCGGCUCGGGGGACUCUCCAGAUGCAGCCUGUCCUCUGUACUUGUUCUCCAUGUUUGAAAUAAAAUGGGGUGAGGAGUCACUUCUGUGCAAGGGUA